UUCAAAUUUGCCAGUGCAAGUACAGUUCGCGGCGCACGUUGCGAUGGCGGCGACGGCAUCCAAAUACGCGGCGUUCGUCAACACGCUCAAGGCGCAGGGUGCAAGCGAGUUGGCGACCGAGAUAUGCGUGUCGGGGCUCACAUGGCGCAAGCCAUGGAAAGACCACCGCGAGUUUGUCUUGUUUGACGUGACCGCGCGGUUUAAGCCAGGCAGCAUGACGCUUGUGUUGGGGCCGCCUGGAUGCGGCAAGACGAGUCUUCUCAAAGCCAUUGCCGGGGUGUUCUCUACAGCGCCAUUGAACGAGUCGGGGGGCGUCACAUUCAACGGCAUCGCAACGAACCGGCUACCCGCCGCGGACCUGCGCAGCCUCGUGACGUUUGCAGGCCAGCGCGACGAGCACAUCCCGACCCUGACCGUGCACGAAACCCUCGAGUUUGCCCACGCAUGUCGGUCCCAGACCUCAAACGCCGCAGUCUCGUUCGACGCGGCGGUCGGCACGGACGCCAUCAUUGACAUGCUCGGGCUCACGGGGUGCCAGCACACCCUCGUGGGCGAUGAUUACGUCCGAGGAGUGAGUGGCGGACAGAGGAGGCGCGUCACCCUUGGUGAAAUGCUGACCGGCCGCAGCCCCGUCCUCGUCCUGGACGAGUACACGACGGGGUUGGAUACGACGGUCGCCACGGACAUUACGCAAAAGCUUCGAGACAUGUGCAAGGCAGUGCAGUAUACGGUGGUGACGGCGCUACUGCAGCCGCCGCCAGAGGUAUUUGCCCUCUUCGACAACGUGCUCAUUUUGACGGAAGGCCACGUGGCCUACUUUGGGCCAACCGCCGACGCCACCGCGUAUUUCGAGGCGCUCGGAUUCACGUGCCCUGCCAGCACCGACGACGCCGACUUUCUCCAGGAAGUCGCGUCCGUCUACGGUGUGGCAUUUAAAGCCCCCGGCGUGGGCAAAGUGCCAGAGACCCCGGUCGAGUUUCACCAAGCGUUCAAAGAGUCGUCGUGGUACAGCACGCUCCACGUUCCCCGGUCCGUGGCGGCGGUCACGGGGGAUGGCAUCGGGCGAAAGGUCGUGCCAUCCGACAGCGUCGCGCCGCCCGCGACGUCCCCGUCGCCCCCGUCAUCUGCUGGACACGGUCGCUCGGCCAUGUCGUCGGCACGUCGAGUGUUGCAAAGACAGUUGAAGCUCGUCGUCCGGGACACCAAGUUUAACAUGAUUCGGUUCGGCCAGAGCAUCUUGAUGGGCGUCGCGAUCGGGUCGUUGUUUGGCAAGCUCGGCUACGAUCCCCCCAACGUCCCGUCCAAGAUCGGGCUCAUGUUUCUCACGCUGCUCUUUACCUCGGUCAUCACCCUCGCCAACAUUGCGUACACGAUUCAGCUACGGCGGGUGUUUCAAAAGCAAGCGCUGUUUCAACUGUACCCUGCGUGGACGUAUGCAGCGGCCGAGAGCGUCGUGGAAGUCGCGUGCACGUUUGUGCAGGUCUUUCUCUUCACCGUGACCACGUACUGGAUGUGUGAGUUUUCGCCGGUCGGCCUCGGCGAGCGCUACGGGGUGUACUACGCCAUCAUUUUCCUCAACAGCGUGUCCGCCACUCAAGCAUUCAAGUGCAUCGCGGCAUUCGCGCCGUCCGCCGUCUCGGGCUUGAUCCUCGGUGCCGCCGUCUGCUUCGUGCUCAUCAUCUUUUCUGGGUUUGCCAUCCCCGGCCCGUCCAUCCCGACCUACUUUGUCUGGUUGUUCAACGUGAAUCCCAGCAGCUGGGCGUUCUGGGCCAUCAUGAUCAACGAGUACACGUCCGCCCUGCCUGCGUACGACGCGCCCCACCCCAAGUUGCCCAUGCGGACCGGCGACUACUACGUCAAGCUGUACGGCGUGCCCGUCGACACGCAGUACGUGGGGUGGGCCAUCACGUAUCUCGGUGGGCUGUACGUGGGACUUGUGGGCCUCACUGCCAUCGGGUACCGCUUUGUCCGGUACAGGAAGACGCAUGCCUCGCCCGCUCCAACUGCAGUCGAUCCAUUGCGUUUACGGUCGAUGACUGGGGCGAGUCCCAACGUGAAGGAGAUUGUCGCGUCGGCGGCGUUUGCACCGGUCAUGCUGACCGUUCGAGAUGUACACUACAGCAUUCCCAUGCCGAGGAAGAAUCACCAGCCAGACAAGCGCGGGGCGACUGUCGACCUGCUCAGUGGCAUCCACGGACAGUUUGCACCAGGGACGAUGACGGCGCUGAUGGGAACGAGCGGCGCGGGCAAGAGUACGCUGCUGGACGUGCUAGCCGGGAGGAAGAACUCCGGCAAAAUCAAAGGGUCGAUGCACGUGAACGGGAUGCCGUUGACGCGAGCAGUCCAAAAACAAUUUGGCUACGUCGAGCAGUUUGAUCUGCACUGCUUGACGGCCACCGUCGAGGAAGCGCUCGAGUUCAGCGCGCAUUUGCGCCUGCCUGGUGCAUCCGUCGACGACAUCAAGGACGUCAUCCAGUCUACGCUGGACACCCUUGAACUCCGACGCGACCGCGGCAAGCGCAUCUCGAUUUUGUCCAACGAACAGUCCAAACGAGUCACGAUUGGCGUCGAGCUGGUGGCAAACCCAUCGGUGCUGUUUCUGGACGAGCCCACGAGCGGCCUUGACGUGCAUGCGGCCAAGGUCGUCCUCGACGCUAUCUACCGCAUCGCCCGCUCGGGCCGUACGGUCAUCUGCACAAUCCACCAGCCGAGCUUUGCGCUGUUUGAGAUGUUUGACGCGCUUGUGCUGCUUCGCACGGGGGGCAAAAUGGUGUACGUCGGCCCGCUGAACGGCGGGAAGGCCAUCGUGGAGUACUUGGAGCGGAUUCCAGGCACGCGCAAGCUCCUCGAUCGGGAAAACCCCGCCACGUACAUGCUGGACGUGAUGGCGGCAAACCCGUCGGUGGACUUUAGCUCCAUCUACAUGGCAUCGAGUCUAUGUGCAGCCAACGACGCGGCGAUUUCAGCGGGAUGUGAUGGCUCCAAACGUGCGCAGCCGUCGGCAGGUGGACCAGCAACGUCCCGAACCAAAGCGACCAGCUAUGGCACGCAGCUGUACUACCUCGGCCUCCGCACCGCGCGAAAGUAUUGGCGCACGCGCGAAUACAGCGUCGGCCGCGUCCUCAUAUCGAUAUUUGUCGCCAUCAUCUUUGGCGUGCUGUACGAGCACGACGAUGGUCUCCACUUCACGUCGCAGCUCCAGUCGCAAGCGUCGCUCGUGUUUGUCGGGCCGCUUUUCAUGGGCAUCAUCUCUGUAAUUACAGGUGCUAUGCACGUUCUCUGUGUAUCGAUGUGCAGCCGUGGCGAUUGAGGUCGUCGGCAGCCACGAGUUUGAGCGCAUGCAUGCACUCGACUACUAACAACUACGACAGGUCUGCCGGUGGUCGAUGCCGAGCGCAUGGUGUUCUUCCGGGAGCGCGCGUCUGCGAUGUAUGCCACGUUCCCGUACGCGUUGGUGUUUGCGCUGGUCGAAGUGCCGUACGUGCUGGUCAACUCGCUCGUGUUUUGUGGCAUUUUUUACCCCAUGGUCGGCCUCAAGCCGGAAGCGGUCGCGUUCGGUUGGUUCUACGUAUACUACGUCCUGUACAACUUGUUUGCCACGUACUUGGGCCAGUUCCUGGUCGCGAUCUUGCCCGACUUGCGGACAGCAGUCGUCGCGACGGGCGGGCUCAACUCGCUCAUUUCGUUGUUUGCGGGGUUUUUUAUCCACAAGGCCAACAUCCCGGUCGCAUGGAGCUUCAUGUAUUGGCUGUCCCCGCUGCACUACACGCUCGAAGGCAUGAUGUGCACGCAGUACGCGGACAGGUGGGAUUCCAUCUUCGUCGGGUCGAAAGGGGCCAUCUUGGCUCGGUCCAACACGACGAUUGCCAACUUUGUCAUGGACAUGUUUGGCGGCGGGAUAUCCAGCGACAACAACGUCCCGAACGUUGCCAUCCUCGUCGUGUGCAUAGUCGUGAUCAAGAUCGGAGGUUUCCUCGCUAUGCACUUUGUCUCGUUUGUGACGCGAUAACAUUUUUCUCGCAAUCAAA
This is a messenger RNA of Aphanomyces invadans, 4028 nucleotides long. RefSeq lists its product as hypothetical. Gene Ontology annotation, cellular component: membrane. Bases 44 to 3310 code for a protein of 1088 amino acids. The record is from RefSeq and is a predicted model, not a curated record. Gene Ontology annotation, molecular function: ABC-type transporter activity; ATP hydrolysis activity; ATP binding. NCBI's taxonomy places the organism in Eukaryota, Oomycota, Saprolegniomycetes, Saprolegniales, Verrucalvaceae. The transcript is spliced from 6 exons.